CACACAUACAUACACACACACACGCUCGCUCGCUCGCUCACAGGCACGCGCACUCUACUGGACACUGGCUCGCGCUAUCUCCUGUCCUCUUCAAGCCAACGCGACUUUUGCACUUCGAAAAGCAGGUAGGAAUAUUGAAACAUCCCCCGGAGUUCGCCGCUGUUAUCGGAAUGAUAUCUUAUCAUUCGGGGCGUCAAAGGUGCUGGAUUGGAAGCUGAGAUCUAAACAACAUGUUGAUCGAGCUCUGACUAAAGAAGCAGGAGUAAAAAGCAAAUAUGGUCCGUCAAAGAGGCAAAACAAGAUGCACAGCCCACUUUCUGAAGACCAAAGUUGACUGACUCGGACAAGUGACUCGUGUCUGAGUCUAAAUGUGUCAGACGAAGCUGCAGACAAUUACAGGAUAUAGACGCCUUCACAUCUUCUCAUUUUAGAACACCCAGCUGUCAAAAAAGGGGGGUCAGUUGAAACUGUCUUUGCCAACAGCACAUUUGGGAGUAUUUUUCCUCAGUUGUGCUGAGAACCAAGCAAUGGCCAUGGUGAGAGGGGGGUGGGGAGAUCCCAACGGGGAGACUAAUGGUCUUGGUGACAAGGGGUAUCUGAGGGGAGAUGAGGACGACGGGUCACCCCAAGGAGGCGGCAGCGACAUGGAGGCCGGGGAGGAUGAUAAAGGUUGUGUGGUUGACUGUGUGGUCUGCGGUGACAAGUCCAGUGGGAAACACUAUGGUGUGUUUACUUGUGAGGGCUGCAAGAGCUUCUUCAAACGGAGUGUCCGACGAAACCUUAACUAUACCUGCAGAUCAAACAGAGACUGCCAGAUUGACCAACAUCACCGCAACCAGUGUCAAUAUUGCCGUUUAAAGAAGUGUUUCAGAGUUGGAAUGCGCAAAGAAGCAGUUCAGCGUGGACGCAUCCCACCUUCGCAUUCAAGCCUCAGCCCAUCCACGACUCCAGUGGGCGGUAAUGCCGGCAGCGGCGUGAGCGAGAUCUACAACGGGCAGCCGGUGUCUGAGCUCAUCUCCCAGCUCCUGCGGGCAGAGCCUUACCCUAACAGCCGCUACAGCCAUCAGUACAACCAGCAGAUGCAGGGGGGCGGAGGAUCCAUGGGCAUCGACAGCAUCUGCGAGCUAGCCGCCAGACUCCUGUUUAGCAUCAUCGAAUGGGCCCGAAACAUUCCUUACUUCCCUGAGCUGCCUGUAUCUGAGCAGGUGGCCUUGCUGCGGCUCAGCUGGAGCGAACUGUUUAUUCUUAACGCAGCCCAAUCUGCCCUGCCCCUGCACAUGGCCCCGCUGCUCGCCGCCGCAGGCUUUCACUCCUCUCCCAUGUCUGCUGAGAGGGUGGUGUCCUUCAUGGACCAGGUGCGUGUCUUCCAGGACCAAGUAGAGAAGCUAACCCGCCUGCAAGUGGAUUCAGCAGAGUACAGCUGUCUGAAGGCCAUAGCACUCUUCUCACCAGAUGCAUGUGGGCUGACAGACCCGGCUCAUGUGGAAAGCCUGCAGGAAAAAGCUCAGGUGGCCCUGACCGAGUACGAGCGCAUGCAGUACCCCGGGCAGCCCCAGCGUUUUGGACGCCUCCUACUGCGACUGCCUGCUCUGAGGGCCGUGCCCGCCAACCUUAUCUCUCAGCUCUUCUUCAUGCGCCUCGUGGGCAAAACGCCCAUUGAGACUCUCAUCCGUGACAUGCAGCUUUCUGGCAGCUCCAUAAGUUGGCCGUAUGUUCCCGGACAAUAACCAUUAUCAAAUAUGACCACAAACCAGUUUGAACGCCUCUGAACUGCACAACUAGUGAGGAUCUCAGUCUAAUUUUUCCAAGCACACAUUCACAUCUGAUAUUCACUGUAUCACCUAAUGCAACGGGGUCAUACUACAGGAAUGGUGAAUUCAGUAGUACAUGGCAGAAAGCUUGAUCUAUGCUCUUUGAAUGCUCUUAUGUGGCCCAGAUGCAUUCUUAAAAAAAUAACUUGAGAAAUAUUGGUUAUCUGAUGUAAGGUAGAGUUUUAUAGCAAGUUAGCGAGCAUGAAAGUCACUUUGGACUGUCCCUGGAGGCAGCAGGAGAUCAAGUCCUUGUGUACCAGAAGGCCUGGAGGAGGAGGAAGUACACAUGAUGACAUCCAAAAACCUAUACAAACCAAACUAAAAUGGUCAGAAUUGGGACUUAAACAUUUGUUUUGCCAAUGAUAACUACUUGGUUUGUAUUUUUAGCUCUUUUUUUUCCCCCUAUCAAUGCUAAUGCAUUUCCAUGAGGAGAGAUUGAAAUUUGCAAAAGCUAAUGCAAGAGGUUGGAUCAUGUUUUGUGAAAUAACCAUUUGACAAAUUAAUUGCGAACUGUAUUUGUACUUUGAGUUAAGGUACAGGCUUAUCUCUUUGAGAAUUAUUCAUUUUACUUUACUGCACGCUGCUGCAUUUGAGAUGACGAAGUAGUCUUUUUUUUAGAUUGAAAAACCGAAUCUUCUACUGGUUUUAUUCUGCUUUUCAUGCUUUUUUUUCAUACUGACCAGUUAGUGCUAAACUGGUAAGUUUUUUUUAACCUGGUGUGAUUAUGUAUGUCGACUAAAAGAAAUACCUCUACGGUCUGUUGAGACUCAAACCGACUUCAGUCUUUCAUGGCUGGGUCAGUUUUUUAAUUUAUCAACACACUUGAGCUGCUCACUUUACACUAAAGAGGAGUGAUUGGAUCUGUCUAUGUUUGCGGUACAAGGCCAUUGGUGGUAAGAAACUGCCACUGCCUGACUGUUUUGUCUUUUGUGGAGCAGUGCUCUGGUGGGCGUUUUACAGGUGACAGCAUGUUGUAUUUGGCUCUUGUUGUGAGAUGUAAGUUUUCUAGCCUUAUCAUACAUGUGAAUGACUAAUAUUACCUCAUAUUUAGGCCUUGAAAUGUAUCAGGUGGUCUAAUAUAUCCAAAACGGCAACGUGUACAGUUUUCAUUUUAAUAUCUAUGUCCUUUUAAAUACUUGUGUAUGACAGCGUGAUUAAACCGAAGUAUCAUACAUUGAA
This is a messenger RNA of Carassius auratus (goldfish), 2990 nucleotides long. RefSeq names its product nuclear receptor subfamily 2 group F member 6-like. The coding region runs from base 528 to 1727 and encodes 399 amino acids. The transcript has 5 exons. Gene Ontology annotation, biological process: regulation of DNA-templated transcription. The record is from RefSeq and is a predicted model, not a curated record. NCBI's taxonomy places the organism in Eukaryota, Metazoa, Chordata, Actinopteri, Cypriniformes, Cyprinidae. Gene Ontology annotation, molecular function: DNA-binding transcription factor activity; zinc ion binding; sequence-specific DNA binding.